Messenger RNA from Panicum virgatum (switchgrass), 1107 nucleotides. RefSeq names its product multiple organellar RNA editing factor 3, mitochondrial-like. Gene Ontology annotation, biological process: mitochondrial mRNA modification; cytidine to uridine editing. Gene Ontology annotation, cellular component: mitochondrion. The record is from RefSeq and is a predicted model, not a curated record. The coding region runs from base 84 to 848 and encodes 254 amino acids. The transcript is spliced from 4 exons. NCBI's taxonomy places the organism in Eukaryota, Viridiplantae, Streptophyta, Magnoliopsida, Poales, Poaceae.
CUCUCGCCCUCGCCCCGCCGCCGCCGCCCCUCGCCGCCGUCUGCAACGGCGCUCCGCCCCGAGUCCCUUGCGGCCCCCCAGCCAUGGCGGCCGCAUCCGCCACCCGCCGCGGCCUCACCGCGCUCCUCCUCUCCUCCUCCUCCCGCGCGCUCCCCCGCCGCCUCGCCCCGCUCGCCGCCGCAGCUGCCUCCGCCCACCUCGCCCCGUGGGCGCUGCUCGCGUCGCGCGGGGCCAAGACCGCGUCGUCCGGUGGGUCCGGGUACUCGCCGCUGAACGACCCCUCGCCCAACUGGAGCAACCGCCCGCCCAAGGAGACGAUCCUCCUCGACGGCUGCGACUACGAGCACUGGCUCAUCGUCAUGGAGUUCCCCACCGACCCCAAGCUGACUGAGGAGGAGAUGAUCGAGGCCUACGUCAAGACCCUCACCGCCGUCGUUGGAAGUGAGGAGGAAGCAAAGAAAAAAAUCUACUCUGUGUGCACUACAACAUAUACAGGAUUUGGUGCAUUAAUUUCAGAGGAGUUAUCGUACAAAGUUAAAGGAUUGCCGGGAGUUCUGUGGGUGUUACCUGAUUCAUAUCUGGAUGUACCUAACAAGGAUUAUGGAGGUGAUCUAUUCGUAGAUGGCAAGGUCAUACACAGACCUCAAUUCCGAUUUACCGAGAGGCAGCAGGUACGGAGUAGACCUCGUCCUCGCUACGACAGGCAACGGGAGACUGUCCAAGUCGAACGAAGAGAAACUAUGCAAAGAGGCCCUUCGACGCAGCAGCAGAGGCCACCAUUUCCACAAGAGGCCGCUCAGAAUCCGCAGCAAGGCUAUGAAACCAUGCCACCAGGAGUAGGAAAAUAACUUCAUCUAGAGUUUAGGCAUGGAGGUGACUUUGUUAAUACUAUACUUCUGCCAGACAUUUCUUGAGCUAAAUCUCAUGACUAUUCUUGUAGCUUAUGACUGGAACAUGUAACUUAAUGCCUGGCUGCUGGACACGAGCCCUUGUAGUCCUAUUUUUUUUGGUUCCUGGAGUUUUAAUUUGACAGUGUCCGAAGAAGAACCUCCUCUGUAUCACUCUUAAAAAUUCGUUUGUGCUUGCCGUUGCUGGCUUCAUGCAUAA